AUGUCGCAACCAUGUGCUAUUAAAAAUUGCAAACGUGCAUCCCGAACUUUGUGCCAUUGUUGUAAUCAAAAUCUUUGUCGAGAUCAUUUUAAUGAGCACGACGAUCUUCUCAAUUCGAAAUUGGUUCCUCUAGCUGAUGAAGUCAACACAUUAAAUGAUCGAAUAUCAGCGAUCAAUCUUGACGACAUGAUGGAUGAAUGUCGGCAAGAACUAGACCAGUGGCGUCGUAAUUGUUAUAAAACUAUUGAUGAUCUAUAUCAACAAAAAUGUCGAGAACUCCAGGAAUAUGUUAGUACUAAGAUCGAUAGUCAACAACAAAGUGUCACUGCUCUACGCACACGAGUGGCUGAACUGAUCGAUAAACAGGAGACAACAAAGAAAGAUAUUGCUGACGUAACAUCGACAAUUCAUAAUCUUGCGCAAAGUAUCGAAUCAAUUGAACAAAACAUUGCACAAGUUGAUACCACAUCAUUAAAAUUAGAUGAUACGAUGAUACGAAUUGGAGAGGUAAAGACACAAAGUUGUGUUUUGUUAAAACUUUCCACUCCAAGCCAUACGAUUGGACGCAGUGGAGCAGCAUGGAACGCAGUUGCCGCUAAUGACCAAUUUUUAUUGCUGCACAUGAAUUCCAAACUAUGUUUAGUUGAUGAUACUUACUCUAUUGUGAAAUGUGCAAAUUGGGAGUAUGGCUUAAUACUAGGUAUGUGCUGGUCGUCAUCAGUUAAUUGUUUUAUCGUGCUCACUAAGCAAAAAAUAUUUCUUUUCAAUGAAAACACAGCGGCCAUUAACGAAAUUCAUAACAUACAAAACGGCAACUGGCAUGCAUGUGGCUGUUCUGAUCAUUCGUUGUAUUUAUCACAAUCUGACUCGAAUUCAUCUGUUUUCCAAUUUUCCUUACCCUCAACUCAUUUGGCAAGGCGCUUGGUGACAAAUCAAAAUGAAAAUCGCGAACAAAUAGAUAGCAUUACAUGCAACCGAGGAACAAUUCUUUUGGCGUUGAAUAACAUUAGUAUAAAAGCGAAAACAAUUCAACUCCGAUCAGACAAUACCUUUAACAUAUUAUGGUCGUUUCAGCUAGACGUUACUUAUAACAGCAAUCGUACUCGCUGCUGUUCAUUGAGUCAAAAUCAGUGGCUCGUUACUGAUUGGUAUACAUCACGUAUUUUCCAUUUAACACAGAAUGGACUACUAAAAGCAACAUGUACUUACAGCUCGAGAACGUAUGACAUCAUUUUGUUCCACUCGAACAUUCUAACCAUUCUUACAGAUGGUCGUAUUGACUUUCACAGAAUAUAA
Messenger RNA from Adineta ricciae, 1296 nucleotides. The record is from the annotation of a GenBank genome assembly. Lineage: Eukaryota; Metazoa; Rotifera; Eurotatoria; Adinetida; Adinetidae.